AUGGGAGCAGUGCCCGUGAUGCACAUGGCAGCUGCCGAGGAGUUUUCCGUGGAUUUGGAUGACGAUGAUGUCCUUACUGGACGUCCAGUUAAACGUCGAAAGACGGCUAUUUCGCAACCCCAACGAACUCUUCCCUCAGAGCACUUCCUUAAUACUCGCAUUCCCCUGUCUGGUGAUUAUGUUCCCAUUACAUUCUCCGAUGGUCGUCGUCGAUACCUUUGCAUUAAAUCUGAAGAGGAUGAAAUUUCUAAAUCAGAUCUUUCAUUAUCACGUUUAAGAAAACACGAAACCUUGCUACCUGACGACCUUUGCAAAUUGGUUCAGAACGCGGAGCGUCUGAACAGUUUUCGGCGUACCGUUGCAGCACUUGAAUCUGCCCCAGAAUGUCCUGUUGAUGGUCAACUCUGGGUGAAAAAAUACGAACCGACCAGCUACUUUGAUUUAAUAUCUGCAGAGCAUAUAAAUCGGCAGCUCUUGUGCUGGCUGAAGGCUUGGGAUCUUAGUGUUUUUGGCGUUGAGUCCAAAGCAGCAGCGGCUGCACCUGUGUGGUCAUCACAGUCGAGUAAUGUCGGAUCAAGUGAUCACCAACAACAGUCUUUCCAAAGACAGGAAGCCGAGGUGACCAUCGCUCAGUUGGAUCAUAAGGAUAACCUCAGGCCUCGCUACCGAGUCGUACUGCUUUCUGGUCCACCGGGCUUGGGGAAAACCACUCUGGCUCAUCUUCUUGCCCGCCAUACUGGAUAUCAGAUAGUCGAAAUAAACGCUAGCGACGAUCGUAAUCCGAUCGCGAUGCAGGAGCUCCUCGAGGCUGUGGUGUCGAGUCAAGCCAGUCUAAACGCCUCUGGUGGUAGCGAGGUGUUCAAACCCUCAUGCUUGAUAAUUGAUGAGGUCGACGGUGCGUUGCCUGCCUCCGUGGAGAUUCUGGCGGAAGCGGCUGCAACCCCUCUAGUUCAGGAGCGAAGGCGGGGCAAGAAGAAACCAAUUGUGUUACGACGUCCCGUUAUCUGCAUCUGCAAUGACCUGUAUGCACCAUCCCUUCGGUCUUUGCGGGCACCCGGGGCCUCAUGCUACAUUCUACGCCUUCCCCCCAUCGACCCCAACCGUCUAGUUGAUCGUCUUGACUUAAUCGCAAAGGCGGAAGACCUUACUGUGGACAAACGCUUUCUCUCAGCCCUCGUUGAAAACAGUGGACGCGAUAUUCGUUCGUGUCUUAACGUCCUUCAGUUUUUGAAGGCGACUCAAGUGCAACAGAAGGGCAUACCUGCGAUACAGGAACUGAUGACUGGUCUGGAAGGCUCGAUAAAGGACACGCAGCACAACCUCUUCUCAGCCUGGCAGGCUGUGUUCACUAUACCUCCUGCCCACGUCCUCACUCGUCGAGUGAACCAAAACUGCAGAAUGCGCACCAACCGCAAGGCCUCUACACCUGGCUCCGACAGUGUUCUUCAGACCAGGAUCCAAAUAACAAUGGAGAUUUGUGACUCAACAGGUGAAAUUCCGACUGUGGUCCUGGGAUUAUUUGAAAACUACCUUGACCGUAAGAUGAAAGAUGCAAACUUGAAGAAGGCUUGUAGCGCGUCGGAAUGGUUAGUGUACUCGGACCAAUUGAUGCAGCACGUGCAGAGUGCACAGGACUAUGCGCUGAUGCGCUACGCGGCCCUGAUCCCAGCGUGGUUCCACCUCGCUUUCGCCAGUACCGCACCCUUGUCAAUGGAGACGCGGUGGGCGGGGCAGUCGGAGACCACCGCUGCCCUUCGAUGGCCUUCCGCCCUCAGCGAGAACGCUGCCACUGCAGGCAGAACCCUCACCAUCCUUGACACUCUCGUAGAGAACCAAUGGCGCGCUGGUGGCUCUUCCUCCGCCCUCACUUCUCUUCGAUUCCUAACGCACCGCCAAUUUCUUCUGGACGCUGCGUGUUACUUGAACAAACUUGUGUCCACUAUGUCGCUGACGCUGCGUCCCGUCAACACCCAGCUCUACAAUGCCCCCGAAAAGCAGCAUUUAGCACGUCUGGUCCACCUUAUGAUUGCUAUUGGUCUGGAUUGGGUUCCUCAGCAGGCCACUGACACAGGCGAGCCGGCAUAUCGUCUUCAGCCGCCGUUGGAUGCCGUGGCUCAAUUCCCCUCUACCUUGAGGUCACUUGACUUGAGUGGCCUGCCCUACAGCACAAAGCAGAUGCUGGCACGUGAGGUGGCCAGGGAGCGAAUGCGUCGAGCCGAGGCCGCAAACGCACCCCCUGAGUUGGUGGGGCGUGAGGCCGACGCUAAUACUUCGAUGCUACCGGCUACUAUUAAUACUGCCAGGAAGGGGAAACCUAUCCCCGUCUUCGAUUCUUUCAUGUCUGCCCGACUCGCACCUACGGCAGCUCCCUUGAACAUCACUGCUGAAAAGAAGGCUAGAAGAGACUUUUUUGGCCGUCAAAUUAUGGAAACGUCGGAGAAGGUUGAGUCAAAAGAAAAUCAGCCACCUGCCGCCAACUGCCCUAUCAACAAAACAAUCUUCUUCAAAUUUAAGGCAGGCUAUUCAAAUGCUGUCCGUCGACCGUUCUCCAUAAACAACUUUAUCACAAAGUGA
This is a messenger RNA of Echinococcus granulosus, 2574 nucleotides long. RefSeq names its product Chromosome transmission fidelity protein. The record is from RefSeq and is a predicted model, not a curated record. Gene Ontology annotation, molecular function: ATP hydrolysis activity; ATP binding. The transcript is spliced from 12 exons. NCBI's taxonomy places the organism in Eukaryota, Metazoa, Platyhelminthes, Cestoda, Cyclophyllidea, Taeniidae. Bases 1 to 2574 code for a protein of 857 amino acids.